AUGACGAGGUUAACCAAAAAGCAACGUGACAAGAUCAAUGUUGCUUCUGAACUCAGUGAUGAUGAUUGGGAAGGCCACGAAAGUUUGCUUGAUGAUCAAGAAAAGACGACAACCAUCAAGCUUAGCACUGAAGGGAAGCCAAGAAACGGGCGAAUGGGUAGCUGUGUCAGUGGUCGAAAAGUUGUUGUCGUUACUGAUAGCGAUGGUGACGAGAGUUUCCAAAGUGCGCCUCAGUCGCUGGAGGAUCAUUUGAUUAUGCAUUAUCCGAAAGGUUGUGCAAAAGAAUUAUUCUUGGCAUCCCAAGCAAUCGGAUUGUUGGGGAUGAUUGUGGAAGACGAACACUGUGCCCAUGAAAUUUAUCAAGACUUUAUUACUGUGUUUUUAGAGGAUCUUGUUUCUGAUACCAAAAAGUUCAAGAUUUUGGAUUCUUUAGCCAUUGUCACUUUCUUUGGUUCACAGAAUGUAGAGGACACAGAAAAAGCUAUGCACAUCAUAUGGGAUUUCCUGAUUGGCCAAAAGCAUUCGGCAACUGCUCUAGCUGCAGCAAUUUCUGCUUGGUCCUUUCUUCUUUCCUCAAUGGAAGGGUGGAAGAUUAAUCAAAACUACUGGAAAGGUGCAAUUGCGUACCUGUCAAAUCUGCUGGAGGAGGAGGAUGAUGAAUGUGUCUAUGUCGCAGCAGCUGAGGCAUUGGCGCUGAUAUUCGAGACUGAUAGCAUAGACAAGUUCUCAACUGACGAUUCGUUCAAACAGGGGUUGAAAGAAAGCAUAACAGAGAAGCUGAGGUGCCAGGCUAUGAAAGCAACUGAAGAUGUAGGAAAACAAGAGGCAAUAAAGGAUGUUUUGAAACAUUUUGAGGCUGGAGGUAAAUCCUUAGAAGCAUAUGCGGAAUUUGGAGGAGAUGAACUGGUAUUGUCGACAUGGACUCAGAGAAUACAGCUGAAGUUUGUCAAGAGUUUUCUCGGAGAAGAUGGAUUUGUCAGGCACAUGAAAGAAAAUGAAAUCCUGCAGUCUGUUUUCGAGUUUACACCCAUUGAUGAUUAUUCUAGAAAUAGAGUUUGCUCACCGGAGAGAACAGUGAUGACUCUCCGCUUCUUCGAAAAGAUAGACUGCUCGAUGCUAUCUUUCAUGAGCAAAGAGAAGAAACAGCUCCUCAAGAGAAUGACUUUGUCGUCCAACUCUUGCUUGAACAAGGCCAGGACUCGGUUACUGAACAAGCAGAGAAUGCUACAAUUAGGGAAUGAAUAUGAAGAUUAA
This is a messenger RNA of Mercurialis annua (annual mercury), 1254 nucleotides long. RefSeq lists its product as uncharacterized. Bases 1 to 1254 code for a protein of 417 amino acids. NCBI's taxonomy places the organism in Eukaryota, Viridiplantae, Streptophyta, Magnoliopsida, Malpighiales, Euphorbiaceae. The record is from RefSeq and is a predicted model, not a curated record. The transcript is spliced from 2 exons.